CACAUUCUGGAAGUUCUGGAGAACAACCCAAGCCUGUACUUUUAAGUCAGGAGUCCGUGGACAAUCUGCUUUUAAUCCCUUUCUCGUUUGUGGUGACCUGGAUCCCUGGAGUAGUUCUCCUAUGGUGUAGUAAGAAGCCACCGUGACUGAUGUGGUCCAUGGAAACUAUUCUUUGAGUACAAAGAGUGCGCAUCAAGAAAGUGCCCGAUUCCGGUAAAUCUCACAUGACAUCGUCGGGCCCUUGCAGUCCCCUUUUGCAGAGCAAGCAAAGUGACGUCAGGAUAGCGAGAAGGGUUGGGGUCUGGUUAGACCACAAAGCAAAUGUUCCCCCGGCUAAAACUCUCAUGAAUUUAAUCCUGAAACUCACCAGCGAGCUAUUUCGUGUGGCAGCUCGCUGAGACGUCUGUUAGAUCACAUGUCACAGAAGUUAAUCUCACAGUUUCUCCUAUGUGCUUAUGGGAGGAACUCAGUCUAAGAUCAAAGGCCCAGAUGUUUGAGAUGUCCAGGUACCUUUACACUUCGCACACCUUUGAGGCAGAGUGCACAUACUUCGGUGGCAUUUUUCUCUCUACACUUUUAGCGGCCACCGAAUCAUUUUGGUUUUUCGCCCUGCACAUGAAAAGCGGGCAGCCGUUCUGAGCACCAGCUCACCUGUCUCAAGGUUUCUGUUUCUUGGAAAAGUCUUACUGUGACAUGGUACCUUUCUGAGAAGCUCUGUCCAAGGUGACCUUCAAAGGCAUCAUCUCCCCCCUCUGCCACUUCCCUGCUGAUAUCAUCCUGUCUGCAGCACCAACGGAGCGUACCUGCAUUACCUGAAGAAGGCAUAUUAAUCAGUAGAUUAUGAAAUGAUACGAGACUGUCUUGUGUGUAACGUGGUUAGUGUCCCUGACAGAUAAUCCUAAUGUUGGUUGUUUAUGGUAAUUUUGGUCUUGCUAAUGUCUCUCUGCGUUGAGUGGUUACUGAAUAGUUGUGUUAGACGUUGAUUUGCUGCCUUCAUUAGCCAAUAGUUGCUCUUUAGUGCUUGUCAGGGUUUGGCGAGUGUGUCAGAGGCGUGACAGGGGCGUGUGGGUGGCCUGUGUGGGUUUAACUUCAGAGCCGUGUUAUAAAGUUGAAGUGACAGGACGCGAUGCCUUCCCCUGAAGAUCACAGAGUCAGCUCUCCACGCAUGGCAAACCUGGACUACGACCGCCGGUGCAUGUACCCUCCGGUCUUCCUGGUGGACCGAGGAGGCCUGGCACCGGCGCCAGCGAUGCCCAGAGAUCCCGGCCUGGUGCCGUGCUGGACGUUCCCUCCAGCCCGAGCAAAGAGCAAGAGGGGCCAUGGGCAGUCGUGCUUGGUACUGAUCGGGCUGCUGUCGCUGCUGCUGCUGUUUGCUGCGAUCGCGCUGGGCGCCUACCAGAUUCUGAGGCUGCAGUCUGAGCUGGCUCAGCUGAAACAGGACUUCAAUACAGAAAACAAGGGAGCAGUGUCUGAGAAAUUGACCGGCCUUCCAGAGAUUGAUUCCCACGAUGAGGGGCUAAAACAGGCAGCUCAUCUCACAUUUCAGCUUCCCAAGAACAACCAGGCGACACUGGAAUGGGAGCCCCAGCAUGGACGAGCCUUCACGCAGGGCGUGGUCUACCGGGACGGGGGCCUGCAGGUGAAGGAGGCGGCGCUGUAUUUCGUCUACUCGCGGGUGGAGUACAUAGCCAGGCAGUGUCCCGACAAAGAUGCCCUCGUCCACGUCGUCUUCAAGAGGAGCCAGAAGGACCCGAAGCCACUGGUGCUCUUAGAGGGCCAUCGCGAGGGUUACUGCCAGCUACAGCGGGCCGACUACUGGUCCACCAGCAGCUACGUGGGCGCCGUGCUCCACCUGGACCAGCAUGACCAGAUCUUUGUCAACGUGUCCAAGCCUGGUCUGCUCAGCCACAACUUCGAUGCAAAUUUCUUCGGACUCUUCAAGAUCUAAGACUGCUAGUGCACCAUCACCUUUCAUCAUUUUGCUCUGACCAAAUGACAGCUGUAAGCCAUCUUGAUAACACAGGUUAUAAAUCCUUUAGCAAAUAUGAACAAUUUGGUUUUUUUUUAGGGGACUAUGAUGGCUUGGUUGGUGGUUUACAAGGAAAUGAAAGCUCACUGUGAGUUCACUGUGGUAUUCGGUAUAGAUAUUAAUAGCAGGGUAUAUAUGUGUAAAGAUUUCAAACACUAACAUGGUGCUAGAUCAUUAUUACAAGCACCUAGAUAUUUAUAUGAGAUCUGAUUCUGGUGAAACCGGGUUUAGAUUUGAAUGUAUGUUCUUUUGAACAAAGAAAUUAAUUUAAUGCUUUUUCAACCAACAAAUGCUUUCGCAACCAAUAUAUUUUUUGCUAUUUGGAAUAAAAUGCAUACUUUGUAAUAUUUAUGAAUGGCGAGGACUGAAUACUGUGAAUGAAUAACUAAUAUUUGUUCACGAUUAUGCUGUACAAAUAAGUAAUUUACUUUCAGGGCCUUGUUCUAAUUAAAAUGCCUCCAACAUGCUA
Brienomyrus brachyistius is the source of this 2498-nucleotide messenger RNA. It is a transcript of the gene faslg, whose product is annotated as Fas ligand (TNF superfamily, member 6). Gene Ontology annotation, cellular component: membrane. Bases 1127 to 1948 code for a protein of 273 amino acids. The record is from RefSeq and is a predicted model, not a curated record. Gene Ontology annotation, biological process: extrinsic apoptotic signaling pathway via death domain receptors; positive regulation of canonical NF-kappaB signal transduction; apoptotic process. NCBI's taxonomy places the organism in Eukaryota, Metazoa, Chordata, Actinopteri, Osteoglossiformes, Mormyridae. Gene Ontology annotation, molecular function: tumor necrosis factor receptor binding. The transcript is spliced from 5 exons.